AUUUUGGCCAAUUGUUAAAUGCAGAACUAACAAAUAGAAGUUUCUAAGUAAAUUGGCUUAAUCGUUUUUUAAAGAGCGUAUCAACUGUUUCCCUGUGUGCCUUCAUGGACACUGAUGAAUUGGUGGCAGUUGUUGAAGGCAUAUUAGGACAGAGGGCAGCCUGGGAGGGGUUUACUGGUGAGACGGGAGGAGAUUAAUGUUCUGUGUGACUGUGAUGGGUGGUGGCCAAGAAGAGGGGGGCUAACAAGAAGCAGGAACAGCAGAGGAUGGGGUUUUGAUGGUGGCGUGGGGUGUCCGGUAAGAGGAGUAAUUUGGGCCAUCCGGAGUGAGGCGUUUCACCAGCAGUUGUCACCUCAGCAGUUGGUGGGAGACUGGCACAUGUGCUGCUCUGACUUGGACCGCUUUUUUUAUUUAUUUAUCCUUUUUUAUUUGGGACAGUGUUUCUGUGAUCUUUGAUUUUUAAUAUUUUAUAUUUAAAAAAACAAAACAAAACUAUCCUCUAUCCUGGAAUUGGACGAGCUGUGUUCCUGUUUUGUCCCAGCUGGACCAUUCUUUGACGGAGCUGCCCAGCUGAGGUGAAGGGGAGGGCAGAAGAUCCCAGCGGAGUGUUCAUGACCUGCCCACAGAAACAGGACCAUGAUCUGAGGACGGUGCUGGAUGCAUAGAACCCCAUCUUCCUCUCCUCUUUGUCCCUCUUCUUUUUUGUUUUUCUGGGGGUUUUUUCAGUCUGAACUGAAAAGCCUCUCUGCUCAGGUGCUUUAGACAGAGUCAGGGUUAACAAAAAGGUCAAACUGAAAGCAAGUAAGCAUCUACAGAGGAAGAACUACAUCUACAGCCAUCUGUGACCUCACUCAUUUCCAUAUCCUCCCUCCUCCUCCCAUCGCAACACCAGAACCAUGGGGAGGAAAAAGAUCCAAAUUCAGAGGAUCACUGAUGAACGCAACAGACAGGUGACAUUUACCAAACGGAAGUUCGGUUUGAUGAAGAAGGCGUACGAGCUGAGUGUCCUGUGUGACUGCGAGAUCGCGCUCAUUAUCUUCAACCACUCAAACAAGCUGUUUCAGUAUGCCAGCACCGACAUGGACAAGGUCCUGCUCAAGUACACAGAGUACAACGAGCCACACGAGAGCCGGACCAAUGCCGACAUUAUCGAGACGUUGCGAAAGAAAGGCUUUAAUGGCUGCAACAGCCCCGAGCCCGACGGCGACGACUCCAUCGACCAAAGUCCUCUAAAUGAUCGCAAGACCGAAGACCUGGACAGCCUCUUCAAACGCUAUGGCGCUCUGAACAAGAAAGAGCACCGGGACUCUGAGAGCCCAGACCCCGAGGAGCCAUUCUCCCUCACCCCCCGCACUGAGGAGAAAUACAAAAAAAUUGACGAGGAGUUUGAUAAAAUGAUGCAGAACUAUAGGCUGUCAUCCGCUGUCCCACAGUCCACCUUCCCAAUGCCAGUCACCGUCCCAGUGACCAAUCAGAAUGCAGCAGCAGCCCUCCAGUUCAGCAACAAUCCCGGUGGGCUGGUCACCACCACUUCCUUCGUCACCUCCACCCUUACGGAUCCCCGCCUCUUGUCACCACAGCAACAGCCUCUACAGAGGAACACCGUGUCGCCAGGGUUACCGCAACGACCGGCCAGCGCAGGUGCGAUGUUAGGAGGAGAUUUGGGGAACUCAAAUGGAGCGUGCCCGAGUCCAAUUCCUAAUGGCUACAUCAGCGCCAGGGCCUCCCCGGGCCUCCUGUCCGUAUCCAAUGGCAACAGCCUGGGAAAAGUAGUGCCGGCAAAGUCACCACCUCCACCCAGCCCUCAGUUGGUCAACAGCCGGAAGCCGGACCUGAGGGUCAUCACUUCACAGAGUGGAAAGAGCCUGCUGCAGCUGACAGAGGAAGAGCUGGAGUUGGUGAGUGAGAAUGCUCAGCGGCUAGGUAGCUCGCAGGUGACUCAGCCACUCACAACUCCAGUGGUUUCUGUGGCAACACCCAGUCUCCUUGCUCCCUUCCCCGGCAUGCAGACAGCCUAUAACACCGAGUACCAGCUGACCAGCGCAGAUCUCACAGCCCUUCAGACUUUCACACCACCAGGGCUGGUGCCUGGCAACAUGGCCGCCUGGCAGCAGCAACCAGUCGUCUCCCAGCAACAACAACAGCAUCAACAGCAGCAACAGCAGCUGACACUGGCGUCACUCAAUAACUUGGUCUUGGCUUCUCAGUCCAACUUUCUCUUGGGCAGAGAGGAGGGCCUCUGCUGGUCAGUUGGCCCCGUACCUCAGAGCACCGCACUCACAGUCAACACAAACCCCAAUGUCAACAUUAAAUCAGAACCCGUCUCCCCAAACCGUGACCGCAGCACCCCCAGUUCCACCGGCGGUCCAGCGGUGGGCGCAGGGCCUCAGAUCCAGGGACAAGGUCUGGUGUCCAUCGCCUUCCCUGGCACUCAAGGCCGCUCGCCUGUCGACAGCCUCAGCAGCAACGGCUCCUCCUAUGAGGGUAGCGACAGGGACGAUGGUGCCCAGGGUCGAGGUGGGGGGCAAGACUUCCACCACCAGGUGGCAGCCGGAGCACAGCAGUCCACCAUGGUCCUGCUGCGGCCCUCGUCAGCUGAGCCUCAGGAACAGGAUGGGACAAACGUCAAAAGAGUGAGAUUGGAUACCUGGGUGACAUAAAGGAGAACAGAAGGAUGGACACAUGGAAGGAGGAGAUGUGUACUUGUGGCUUGUGAACAUGCCCCCCACCAGCUCUUGACGCCCCCCAGUUUCGCUCUCUGAAAACCCUCACAGAAUAAAACCAUCAUUGACCCAGUAACUUACUAUUCAUGCAGGAAAGUCACUCAUGCACAACACAAGCAUGCCAACACACCCAUGUUGCACAUAUGAACACUGAUGCUCAGUUGUAUGGCGAUGUGCAUUCAUGUUUGUACUUUGACGAACUCAAAACGUGAAAACCCGCCACUGGGUUGAGCCAACGAUCCAGGGAUUACUCAUCAAACAAAUUACCAUGUUGGACUUGAUCCAGCUGCGUUUUUAGUAGAAGUGAGCAAGUACAUUUUCAAUCAGGCAUAAAAUUGGACUUUUGAACAACUUGACAGUUGUUGGCAGACCAGACAAACAAACUGGACUUGGUUUCCCAGAACGCCCCGCAUUCGGUUUAUUAAUGGACCCACUCUUGCAUCCUCACUGUUUUUCCACAGAUGUUGGUCAAAUAUGAGAGAUUUGUGUUCUGAAAGUGCCACUGAAAACGUCCACAAAUGUCUUUUCUACACAUCCGGCCAUCCACAGCUGCAUUGCCGUCUAUUUAGAUUCUUGUUUCUUUGGGCAUGACUGUCCAGAGUUUAGAUUUAUUUCGGUUUUGGAUUUGAAGACACUAAAAAGAAAAAAAAACAAAAAAACUUGCUUCUCUCCCCGGCCACGCUGGCAGCUUCGUCAACAAUUUGGCGCCUUGGCCCUGAACAUGAAAGUGGACCUUCAGGGCUUUGCUGAAUCAAAACCAUGCAGGCCAGCUAUAAAACGAGGAGCAUUAUUUGUCGCCGAGGUAAAAGACUGCUUUUUUUUAAUCAGGGAUGAGCUGCAACAGCUCAGGGACAGUCUCAUCGUUCGGCAAACAUCGUGUCGACUACAGAUGCUGAGAAAGUUACAUGUGUUUGGUGUGUGCGUGUGUGUGUGUGGGAUUUUGUGUAUACAGGUUUGUUACCUCAACUGAUUGUUGUUUCUUUCUUUUUAGGAAGUGAUUUGGACAAAUGUUCACUCUGAGUUUUAUCCUUGAACACAACUGCAAUGCACACAGCUGAAAUUAUUUUUGUGGUAGCUGAUGUUUAAAGUCGGGGAGGGAUGUGUGGCAUCGUGUAUAUAAGCAAUCUGUAACCUUUGUGGCUUUUGUGUGGCAGGGAUUAGAUGUUAUGAAGGUUGAAAUAAAUAGGUCAUUUACAAGUAUAUAUUUAAAGACCUUCAGACGGUUGCAUCUGAGGCUAUAGACUACAGCAAACGACAGGGAUUGUGUAUAUUUAUAUAUAACUAUAUAUAUAAAUAUUAUAUAUUCGGCAGGAUAUCCCUUAACGUAAGAUUUAAAAGAAAAAAAAAUACAAAUGUUGAUUCUCAGUGGAUCGGUCAGUCUUUUUAAAAAAAUUAUUUAUGUGUGUAUAUAAAGUGUAACAUGUGGUUUAGCCGAGAGAGGGCGCUGUAGAGGAAGAAAGUAAAGCAGUGGCGACCCGGACUGUUUAUGAGCGAGCAAUGGACUCUGUCGCUGAUGGAGUGCACUUUACAUUAACUCCCACCUCUGACUCCUUCACACACCUGACCUAAGAGCACACAUUGAUCACACAAGGCUGAUACAUGGGUAUGAUCAGACAUAGAUAAUACAUUUUAGUUUAGAACAUUUUGAUUGAAUGAUGUUCUUAGUUUAUUUUUCUAGGAUUUUUAGAUUGCUUCCAAUUUGUGAUCGUAUUCUAUUGAAAAUCAAUUAAUUAAGAAAAUGGAGAUUACAUCAAUUUAAAAAAAAUAACAUUACUGGGAAAAGUUGCAUCUCUCUUUAAAAAUGUGUUAAAAGAGCAAAACUGAAAUGAUACAACUCUUUUUACUGGUGGCUUGACAAAAAUGUCUGUUCUCUAACAGAAAUGGAUGAAAAUGUGGUUUAAUUCAUUUUAUUUAGAAAUCAAAAUCCCACCCAUAUGUGAAACAUUUGCUUUAAAGUCUCACUACCUUCUACAGACUGAUCGAUGGGAGUCUUCUGCUUUCCUAUCCAGGUCUGAAUAUGCACUCUGCAGUUGACUUAAUCUUUUUUUUCAUCUUAUUUCAGGUGAAAUCAGUUACCGUGCACAGCUGACUGGCAGCUAUCAGCAACAACUUUAUAAAUUCAAGCUGCAGAAAGCGUUGUUUGAAACCUCUCCUCUUCAAACAACGAUAAAUCAUACGAUGGAAACUGACCCAUUCCUACACAUUGCCAUCUGAACGUAUACAUUUAAAAUAAAUAUUUCAUCCUUUUUAUUCAACUGAAAAUUUUACUGAAUACAUAUCAAAGUUGCAAUUUCAGCAUUUUUGUUUUUUUCUGUAUCAGUUGGGAUGUUUUACAGUUGAUUAUGAACAAAAGUGGUCAUUAUGUUGUGUUGGUUAUGCAAUUAUCGCCCAACCGUCAAGAAACACACAGACACACACACACACACGCGCGCAGGCAUACUGAUUGAAAAGAUAAGUGUGCUGAGGAAGUCCCUUAGAUCUUUAUUUAAGUUUGAGCUUUGUCUUUCUCUCUUACUAAAAGCCAUGUAUCUGCAUUUAGAGGACCACUCCUUCGCCUGUCACUGGUUGGCUGUAGUUUUAUACUCUGGAGAGUUUUUUUUAAAUAUCACUUUGAAGGUAAAAAGGAUGUGAAGGAGGUCAUUUUUGUAUUCUAUAAAAAUGUCAAAUGGUGAUAUCCGGGUUUAGUGGGUAGAUUUUUAAAGCCGUGAUGGUCAAAAGUGGAAGUUUGCAUAUUUAUUUUUCCUAAAAAGCAUCCAUUUGCUUGUGAAAAGCCCUGGGAGCAGAAUUUGAGUAUCAUUUGAUUUUAAGCCGGAGAUUUCAGAACGGCUCCUGAUCUUUUAAUGACUAUCUCCCAAAUCCUACGCAGACUUGUCGACUUUGGGCUUUACCACAUCGAGGCCCUCGUCACCUCCCUCUCACCCCGUCACUCACUCACCCAAUUGGGGUUCAUGUCCUCUCUGGAGGCUUAAUCUCAAAAUUGCACAAACACACACAGAUACAUCAAUGGUCCAUUGCACACCCACGCUCAUCCUCUAGUUUGCUUCAUCCAGAUAGGGGGUCAUGGAGCUGGGAUGAAGUUGAAUCAUUUUCGGGGUCAGCUCAGUGGCUCGGACUCAUCACGUUCUGCUCAGUUCAGAAGUCGGUUCUCAUUUUCUGAUCUCUGUCUGUCACUCUCUCGCAGCUGCUGAUCCUCUGUUUGACAAGUGUCGGUGUCAAUAAUGCUUGUCAGAUUGCGUGGCAGAGUGAACAUGCAGUAAAUCCCCAGAGUGUGAACACUUUGACUGUUAAGACUGUUGUGCCCAGAGCUUCGAACAAAAAGAAAAAAAAAGGCAAUUUAAGUCUGAAAGUACCAGGUUUUUUCCAAAAGGUAAGAAAGAGGCAGCUUUGUGACACACCCAUAGACCAACACUAGGGGUCGCUGUUAUCGUAGAAAGACAAUCGUGCUGAUAAAUGGUUCUUUCUCCCUCCCCUUCCCCCUGACAAAGCGAUACACGCCUCUGUAUAAUGAUGUCUAGAAGUCUCACUGACUUUCCAGUGUUAACUUGUGCUGGUGACAGUCUGUUUUCUUGUUCUCUACAGAUUGAUAUUAUUAUUACUAUUAUCAUCAUUACCACAGUGUUCACUGCUGGUAGAUGUCAUGAUGAUAUGGAGCUCUUGAGUUACUUUGUGUAGGUUAGACAUUUUGUUUUAUUUUUGAAAUUUGAUUUUAUUCUAUGAAAAUAUCUUAUAAAUAUGUAUUUCUGUUUUCUCUUGGGUUUAUUUUUAUUUUGUUUGUUUAAAAAGGGUGUUACUAAUGUUGCACGAUUUUUAUGACCUGACACAACACAAGCGUGGUGAUGAUUUAUUUUAUUUUUUUUAUUAUUAGUAGUACAAAAGCGAGUGGACUGCGACAAACCGCUUCUAUGCUGCAGCUUUUGAGUUCAAAAUACGAACUUUUCGGUCCACACAGAGGUGGUGGUGGGGUGGGGGGGCUGUAGGAGGGGCAGCGUGACACGUCUAAUUUAUUUCUGACCAGACACGAUGAUGUCAAUGCAUGGCCAUUUUAAAAACAAGAGAAAGUUAAUCAUGUUGUAGGAAACAAAGUGUAAUAUUGACACAAACACACUUCACACAAGAUGACAUUUAUGAAAAGAAAAAAAAAAUUGAAGUAAAAGUUUUAAGUAAAUUAUAGCUAAUAUAUUGUGUUUGGCUAGUCGGCUUUUUUGUUGUAAAAAUAUUUUUUGUUGUUUUUUUGGAGAAUGAUAUACAGUUUGUGUAUAUUUUCAUAAAUAAAGUAUGCACUGAUAUGUUAUUACAAAUUCUAUACUGCUUUUACAAAAAAAGUGUUUGUUAUUGUACCAAAGUAUCCAUUGGUCCCAGCUUACCCUCCUCCCCUUUUUGCGUAUGUUUUACCGUAUUUUAUAUAUUAAAUAGACAAGUUGACCUACA
This is a messenger RNA of Poeciliopsis prolifica (blackstripe livebearer), 7151 nucleotides long. RefSeq names its product myocyte enhancer factor 2d (gene mef2d). The record is from RefSeq and is a predicted model, not a curated record. Lineage: Eukaryota; Metazoa; Chordata; Actinopteri; Cyprinodontiformes; Poeciliidae. Gene Ontology annotation, biological process: positive regulation of transcription by RNA polymerase II; cell differentiation. Bases 897 to 2660 code for a protein of 587 amino acids. Gene Ontology annotation, molecular function: protein dimerization activity; DNA-binding transcription factor activity, RNA polymerase II-specific; RNA polymerase II cis-regulatory region sequence-specific DNA binding. The transcript has 13 exons.